Psylliodes chrysocephalus is the source of this 1668-nucleotide messenger RNA. The record is from the annotation of a GenBank genome assembly. NCBI's taxonomy places the organism in Eukaryota, Metazoa, Arthropoda, Insecta, Coleoptera, Chrysomelidae.
AGUAAAUAGAACAGGCGAGAAAUGGUGGGGAUGUUUUCCAAAGCCACCUGUUUUGCCGCUUCUGGAAACUCUGGAUACUGGAACUCCAUCCUUCGGCGUCAAUCUGAUGUGGACCGACGUCGCGCAUAGACGCUAACUAUAUAGCGGCGGAAUAUUUUUGCGUUCUCAAAAGUUUGCGCGCGUUGUUUUGCGAGUUUGAAACUAUUUUGACUGUUGUUGCGUUCUUUUCACGAAAAUGUGUGAAUUAUUUUAGAUCAAGUGCAGAUGUUUACAAAUUACGGGACUUCAUAUAUUAGAAACUAAAAAUGGGACAUUUCAAAAUUCAACAUCAAGAUCACAAAAAGCACUGGAGAGAAACAAUGUGUGAAACUGAUAUUUUAAAUGAAACAUUUCUCAAGGAAUUAAAUAGAAAUGUAAAGAAUUGCCAUUAAAAAUCGAUAAUCCGAUGUACUCUACAAUGGAUGACGACAGUACCAUUAACCAGACAAAACUGUGGUCUACAGGACUAUCAGUAGACCUAAAUAGCUCAUACCUGAAUUUAUCAACACUUGAUAUAAUUAAUAUAACUUUAGAAACGCCAAUUAAGUACGCUAUUCCGUUAUACGGAUACGUAAUGCCUUUCAUGUUGAUAAUAACCAUUAUUGCCAACACAAUGAUAGUGGUAGUACUGAGUAAAAGGCAUAUGCGUACUCCUACGAAUGUGGUUUUAAUGGCAAUGGCACUGUGCGAUAUGUUCACGUUAUUAGUUCCUGCUCCUUGGUUUAUAUACAUGUACACAUUUGGCAAUCAUUACAAACCCCUAUGGCCCACCAGCCUUUGUUACGCCUGGAAUUUAAUGCAUGAGAUAAUCCCUUGUGUAUUCCACACUUCAAGUAUCUGGCUAACAUUGGGUUUAGCGAUUCAAAGAUACAUCUAUGUGUGUCACGCUCCCUUAGCCAGGAAAUUCUGCACGUUGCCGAACGUGUACAAGAGCGUGGCCGGUGUGCUUUUCUUGGCGUCUUUACAUCAAGUACUCAGAUUAUUCGAUACAGAAUAUGCUACGAUCGAUAUAAUAUGGAACAACACAACAACUUCAGUGUGCAUCAGAAGGCGUGCAGAAUGGAUAAACGAAUACAUAAACGAAGAUGGAUAUUUCAUCACAUAUUUUUUAUUCCGUAUAUUAUUCGUUCACUUGCUUCCUUGCAUAUCCUUAGUAAUUUUAAAUCUUCUAUUAUUUAGAGCUCUUCGACAAGCUCAAAAGCGAAGAGAUAUAUUGUUAUCGUCGAAAAAGAGCCAAAAAAAUGAAUGUAAAAAAUUGAGGGAUUCAAAUUGCACUACGCUCAUGCUUAUCGUAGUUGUUAGUGUUUUUCUUAUAGUUGAAAUACCGUUAGUAGUUGUGACGAUUCUACACAUCAUUUCUAGCACUAUCAGUGAUUUUUUAGAUUAUGAAAUGGCAAACACUUUAAUAUUGUUUACUAAUUUUUUUAUAAUUUUGAGUUAUCCUAUUAACUUUGCCAUUUAUUGCGGUAUGUCUAGACAAUUUAGAGAGACUUUUAAAGACUUGUUUAUAAAACAAGUCCCAAAUGCUAGAAAUGGUUCUUCUAGAUAUUCAAUUGUCAAUGGUCCUAGAACCUGUACUAACGAAACUGUGUUGUAAAAGGCAUAUAAAACUCAAAUGAAAUAAAUGAC